AUGUCCGAUUUGUACACCUGGAAGCAAACACUAAAUGAAGUACAAAUAUCCUUUAAACUUGACAAAAAUUCUGAAAAAACAUCAAUUGCAUACGAAAUUAAAGAUAGAAAAAUAACCAUAAAUUAUAAUGGAAAAGAAAUUUUGAGUGGCGUGCUUCUUAAGCGAAUUGAUGUAGGAUCUGAAUUUUGGGUAAAAGAGGAUGAUAAUAUUGAAUUUUUCCUUACAAAGCAGCGCAACGACUGGUGGGAUUCUUUAUUAGAAGGAUCUGAAAAAGUAGAUACAACUAAAUUGGCGGAAGAGUCUAACCUUGAUUUUAGUAUGUUAGACCCUGAAGCCAGGGAGGCUAUAGAAAAAAUGGCGUACGAGUCAUCUGAAAAAACUACUAAUUUUAAUAAUUAA
Molecule: messenger RNA, 399 nt
Organism: Vairimorpha ceranae
Lineage: Eukaryota; Fungi; Microsporidia; Nosematidae
Product: nuclear movement protein
Exons: 1
Coding region: 1-399 (132 amino acids)
Biological process (GO): protein folding
Cellular component (GO): cytoplasm
Source: RefSeq, a predicted model, not a curated record